AUGAGUCCUCAGGCACAGGAAUCUGGCGGCAAUGCCGCUGCCGCCUCCAAGACCAAGUCGUCGGAGUUUGAGGUCCUGUCUUCCAGCCUGCCCUUCGGCCAAUCCGUCCCUCUGGCCUCCAUCUCCGGCCCGACCUAUGUGACGGCGCAACUCCUUGUCCAGCAGAUCGCCUACAAGCUCUCCGACAAGAUUUACUCCUACUCCCCCGAGACUUUCGACCUCGACGUCGCCGCGAAGCAUUGGGCGACCAAGGAGGACAAGAACAUCCACGGCUAUACGCCUUCGGUCUUGCCGCUUCAGACUCGUACCGGUGCUGGUGCUCUCGCUCUCGGCUACAUCUUCUCCCCAGACUUCGACGUCUCCAAGAGGCACAUCCCGCAGACCCUGCUCGCCCCGUCCGGAAGCCUGCAGCAGCUUCGCGGCACUCUUGACCAGCUCUCUCUGCUGUACAACCUCUCCAGCCCGUUCGUCGCUCAUGUCGCGGCCGCCGACUACACGGCCAGCGAGGGCCUGGUUUCCAACUACGACUCCGCGCUGAGGCUGGCGGAAGAUCUUGGUCUCGGCCUGGUCGCCAGUUCCUCGGCUUAUGAGGCCCAGCACAUGUCCCUCUUCACGACCCUCCUUGCCGCUGUCGUCCCCACCCUUCACGUCUACGACGGUAUCCGCGUGGCGCGCGAGACUCUGCGCGUUGUCGAUGCUUUGAGCGAGACUGGCGUUGCGGACCUGUACGCGAAGCUUUCCUCUGAGGCUGGCAAGCUGAACCAGCGCCUGGACACCGCAGGCAAGACUGUCGAGCUCCUGAAGGUCUUCAACGAUGAGCUCGGUACUGUAUAUGAGCCCUUCGAGUACCACGGCCACGAGACUCCUGACGUCGUUCUGGUUGCUUUCGGCAGUGUUGAGACACAGGUCGCUAAGCAGACGCUCGACAAAAUCGCCCGAGACGGGGCCAAGGUGGGCGUCAUCAACGUUCGCGUCUACCGCCCCUUCAUCGAGGAGGCGUUCCUCAAGGCCAUCCCCGCCUCGGCACGCACCAUCGCCGUCCUGGGCCAGGUUCGCGAUGACGUCGCUGUCGCCGAUGAGGCCACGCAGUCCGCUCUCUACGGCGACGUCCUCACUGCCGUCACCUUCUGCGGCAUGUUCGACGAGGAGCCCGAGGUCCUGGACAUCAAGUACACGCCCUCCCAGGCUUUGACGCCACAGGGCCUGGUCAACACGUUGCACAAGAUCUUUGGCAACGAUGGCGAGGCGAAGGCGCUGCCGUCGCUCAUCAGUGCUCAGCAGUACACGUUCUGGGACGUGGACGACUCUGUCGCUCUCAACUCCCCGGCCGUUCUCGGCAGUGUCCUGUCUCGCGAGUCGACCAACAACGUCUAUGUGCACACUGCCUUUGACAACUUGACACAGGGUGGCGUCGUCCGAACCGAUGUCCGCUCGUCCAAGAAGGCCCUUGAGGCCCCUUACGAGGUUGCCAACGCUGACGUCGCCGUCGUCGGCGAUGAGAAGCUGCUGAAGGAGGUUGACGUCGUCAAGAGCGUUGCGGACCAGGGCAAGAUCAUUGUCAAGCUUCCCAACUUCAAGCAGGAGGACGUCGAGAAGAGAUUGCCCGCCCACUUCCGAAAGCAUGUUCAGGAGAGGGGUAUCGAGGUGUUUGUCCUGGACGUUGCUUACUCCCCGGCUUUCGAGAAGGACCCGCAGUCAUCAAAGCUGCUACUCGAACUGUCGUUCCUCAAGGUCGCGCAACCUGAGCUGUCUGAUGAGGACAUUGGCAAGCUUGUCCUGGUCGAGGGCCAUCCGCCCACCCUGGAGGAGUGCGUCGAUGCCACCAACCUGUGCCUCAGCAAGCUCGAAGUGCCUGCGGCAUGGGCCGAGGUCGCCGCCGACUACAACGAGCCUCAGCUGCGCGCCACCAUCCAAACCAACAGCUUCGUCUCGUUCCAGAAGGAGGAGGGCGAGGAGACUCUGGAGCUCCGUGACUGGCAGGCAGCUGCCCGUGGCAUUGUCUUCAAGGAGGCAUACGGUACCCGUUCCGACCUGCGCCCGGACCUUUCCGUCAACACGGCUACUAUCCGCGUCAAGGAGAACCGUCGCCUCACUCCUCACGACUACGACCGCAACAUUUUCCACAUCGAGUUCGACCUCGGCGACUCCGGCCUCACCUACAAGAUCGGGGAGGCGCUUGGCAUCCACGCCGAGAACGACGAGGAGCAGGUCAACGAGUUCAUCAAGUCGUACGGCCUCAACCCCGCCGAGAUCGUCCAGGUGCCCGCGCGCGAGGACCCGGCCGCCCUCGAGGUCCGCACCGUUCAUCAGGCCCUGCUGCAGAACAUCGACAUCCUCGGCAAGCCGCCAAAGAGGUUCUACGAGGCACUGGCCGAGUUCGCCACCGACGAGGUCGAGAAGAAGAAGCUCGAGGCUCUUGGCAGCUCUGCUGGCGCGGAGGAGCUGAAGCGCCGCACAGACGUCGACACGGACACCUACGUCGAUAUCCUGGAGGAGUUCCAAUCAGCGCGACCCAGCUUCCACGAUCUCAUCAAGAUCGUGAGCCCGCUCAAGCGCCGAGAAUACUCCAUCGCAUCGGCGCAGGCCGUGACGCCCACUUCGGUGGCGCUCAUGAUUGUCGUCGUCGACUGGGUCGAUCCCAAGGGCCGCACCCGCUACGGCCACGCAACGCGCUACCUCUCGCGCCUGCAGCCCGGCGCCGCCGUGACGGCGUCUGUCAAGCCCUCGGUCAUGAAGCUUCCCACCAAGGACACCGCGCCGCUCAUCAUGGCCGGUCUGGGCACCGGUCUGGCGCCGUUCCGCGCCUUCGUCCAGUACCGCGCCAUGCAGAAGGCCCAGGGCAAGGAGAUUGGCUCCAUCCUGCUGUACCUCGGCUCGCGCCACCAGCGCGAAGAGUAUCUCUACGGCGAGGAGUGGGAGGCGUACUUGGCGGCGGGCGUGGUCACGCUCAUCGGCAGCGCGUUCUCGCGCGACCAGCCGCAAAAGAUUUACAUUCAGGACAGGAUGCGUCAGACUCUCACAGACAUCGCCAAGGCGUACGUCCAGGAGGAGGGCAGCUUCUACCUCUGCGGCCCGACGUGGCCCGUGCCGGACGUGACAAAGGUGCUGGAGGAAGCCAUCGCGGAGGAGGCCAAGGCAAACGGAAAGAAGGUCGAUCCAAAGAAGGAGAUUGACAAGCUCAAGGAAGAGGGACGUUAUGUUCUCGAGGUGUACUAA
Purpureocillium lilacinum is the source of this 3216-nucleotide messenger RNA. RefSeq lists its product as uncharacterized. Gene Ontology annotation, cellular component: cytosol. The record is from RefSeq and is a predicted model, not a curated record. Gene Ontology annotation, molecular function: flavin adenine dinucleotide binding; oxidoreductase activity, acting on the aldehyde or oxo group of donors; FMN binding. NCBI's taxonomy places the organism in Eukaryota, Fungi, Ascomycota, Sordariomycetes, Hypocreales, Ophiocordycipitaceae.